Molecule: messenger RNA, 7158 nt
Organism: Didymodactylos carnosus
Lineage: Eukaryota; Metazoa; Rotifera; Eurotatoria; Philodinida; Philodinidae
Source: the annotation of a GenBank genome assembly
AUGAACAUCAACAAUGAACAGAAUAAUCCAAGGUCAAAUGAACAACUUGUUUCUGGACCAAACGCAUUGCUCAGUAUAAGUCAAGAAGAAUUAUUGAAUGCUACUGAUAUGGAACCAGUUGCUAGUUUGCCACAAGAUGUUGAUGAUUUCGAUAAUCCCAAUCGUGUUCGAAUGAACGUGAUUGCAAAUGAAUCUGGUGAUUUAAGUGACGAUGACGAAGAAAUUGAUGAUGAAGGUGAAAAUGGUGGUACAAUCAAUAUUGAAUUUGAAACAGAGGAUUUAGGGAAUCAACAAGGUGGAUCUUCACGUUUUGAAGUUUGGAAUAUGCCGCAACCAACAUCGUCAAGUUCCUCAGGAACAACAAAUGAGGACGAAAAUGAUGCAGAAGGUCUUGAAAGUCACAGUGACGAAGACGAUAUUGAUAUGGAAAGUGAUAAUGAACCGGAGCCACAACAUCGAUAUAGCGACGACGAUGAAGAUUUAACAAGUGAAGAAGGAGAUGAAAUGCGUGCUGAAGUUCCACCUGCGGUAUCAACAAACGACGAUGACCAAGAUACGGACACCAGUACUGAUGAUACAAAUACGGAUGCAGAAGAAACAGCGAUAGAUGUAGGUAUUGAAACCAGUGGACCACCAAGUACAAGCACGGCUGGUGAACUUCCUGAAAUAACAGCAGAUGAUGGUGCCAAUAAUGGUGAUAAUGCGGCAGUCAGUGUGAAUGAUGGCGACGAAGUUGAUGAUGAUGAUGAAUCGUUUGGAGAUGAUGAAGUGCACGAUAAUGAAGAUAUUGAGGAGAUGGUUGAACGUGACCUUCAUUUCAAUGAAGAAGAUGAGGAAGAGGAUGAAGACGAAGAUGAUGAGGAAGAAGAUGAAAGCACAGAAUUUGAAGAUGAUGAGAAUGACAUAGUAGAUUAUGUAAAUGAUGUUGAUAUUGACGAUGAUAUGUUGUCGGAGAUACGAAAUAAUCUAUUAUCUCCAGGUGAUAUUGAACCAAUAUUAUUACCAACAAAUUUACAAGGUGUUCGAAUACGUACAACAGCCUAUCCGUCUAUUCAUGGCCUCACCGAUUCUGCACCAGAUCCAGCAUUACCCCCACCACCAAUGAGUGUUCCAGCAUUACAUCCUCUCUUAGUCCAUCAUAGUGAUAAUCAAUUGAGUUCGGGAGCAUUUUCACGUUUUCGUCAGUUGGGUGCUACAAAUGGAACAACAACACAUUUAACACAACAACCAACAAAUCAAGCAUCAUUUAACGGUGCUACAGCGCAAGUUCCGAACGUUACUGCUGCGACCACGGCACUCACAGGUGCUGCUGCACUAGCUCUUCAGCAACAACAACAACAACAACCUCCAAGAAGUCGUACAACACGUACGUUAUUCGUUCCCAAUAGUGGUGGUAUUCUUGGUCGAGCAGGUGGUUUUGCUGAAUAUUUACAACAAGUUGGUCAAAUGGAUGUUGAUCCUUUUGCUGCUUCGGGUACAACAACAACAAGAAUAUUACUUGGAUCAAGCGGACAUGAUUCCGAAACUUGGCGUUUUCUUCACGAUCAAAUAUUAAUGGAUAUGGCGCCACAAGCAAACGAAGGAAAUGAAAAUAUUGAUGGCACAAAAAUUUAUACGAUUAGAACACCGUUAGCGCGAUGGAUGGAAGAAAGUCUCGUUUUAGAUGGACCUUAUGUACACGAUACUGUUGCUGCAUUGAAGCCAAAAAUUCUCGAGCCAUUAGAAAAAACUUAUGAUACUGAAACACAGCUAGCACUAGCAAAAAAGCAAAAAGAAGAAGAGGAGAAAAAGAAGCGUGCUGAAGAAAAGGCGGCUAGCAUAGCAUCGACGUUAGCUGCUGAAGCACAAGUAACUACAAAUGAAACAACGAGUUCAUCAGCCGAUACUACAGCAGUACAAACGACAGAAUCGCAAAGUGAAACUCGUCCACCAACAAUUAUUGAUGAAAUACAAAGUCAACCCGUUCUUACUGUUCAAUCUGAAACCCAACAAACGGUCACGCACGAUCCGUCAAUUCCAGUAACACCAACGUCUUCCUCAGUACAGCAACAGACAGCAACCACAGCGGUGACACCACAUGUUUUAGAUGUUCCUGCUACUGCAGUAACCUCUCCGAUUGAAUCAAUAGUCACAAACCAAGCAUCACCCAGUGCACAAAAUUCAAUUAGUAUUUUAGACGUCGUGCCUGAUAGCGACCCCGUACUGACUAAUAACACACCACCUGUAAUAACAACCGCUGAACAAACAUCGCUAAUGGACGUAAACCCUCUUGUUCCAUUAGAAAAUACAGAUCAAACAAUACCACCUCCAUCAACUGAAGUGUCAAAUACACAAACAACAACAGUUGUACCUCAAGAAGAACCAGAAGUUGAAUGGCAAACAUUAGUAUUUGAUGGACGAGAGUUUCGUGUACCGCGAGUUUUAGAAAUUGAUCCAUCAUUUUUGGCUGCAUUACCGGAAGGAAUGCGUGAAGAAAUUAUAACCGAUCAAAUAAGAAAUUUUGAACGACAAGAAAAUGCACGGCGAGCAGAGAGAGCAGCUGCAGCUAUCCCUUCCUCGUCGACAUCUGGUGCUACAACAAAUGGAGAGAGUGGAACAGUCCCUCCAACAGAAGAUAACAUUCCAACAGAUGUGGUUGGAGAAAUGUUUGGCGAAAUUAAUCCAGAAUUUAUUCAAGCACUUCCAGCUGAAAUUCAAGAAGAAUUAUUACAAGAACGAAAUCGUACACGAGCUGUGUUAGCAGCAGCAUCUGGAACUUCAGUCGAUGUUGGACCAGCAGAAUUUAUUCGUACAUUACAGCCACAUUUACGACAACAAGUGUUAGCUGACAUGGAAGAUAGUCAGAUAGCUGCAUUACCAGAUGAUAUAGCUCUUGAAGCACGAAGAUUAAGACAAGCAAUGGAAACACAACACAGUCAGUAUCUACAAAGAAAUAAUUUUCUUGCUAGAAGUCAACAUUUAAUGACUUCUAUGUUAACGAGUAAUGCACAUCACGGUACUCGUCCAAUUCGUAUGUAUAAUUUGCGUGCGAUACAAGAAGCACGUAAUCGUGGUGAACGCGGUGGCACAAAUUGGUAUUCAUUAUCACGUGGUGGUGCUGGGGCGGCGAGUGGAACAGCAAAUGAUACAACUGGACUACGUGGAAGACAAUUGUUAGAUUAUGAAUCGAUUUGUUGUUUAUUGAUAUUACUGUUUAUUGAUGAUCAACAUUUAAAUUUUCCACGUUUACAAAAGGUAUUAAAAAAUCUCUGUCAUCAUCCCCCUACUCGAGCAUGGAUAAUAAAAGCUCUAUUAUCAAUAAUGAAUAAAAGUACGGGUAAACCAGAAUUUGAAAUAUCAUCAUCACGUACCACAACAACGUCCACCACUUCUUCACCUCCAGCAUCAAAUUCUUCUCUUACAUCAACACCAGGGGCGCCAACAUUAGUAUUAAAUAUGGCGUCCGAUAGAAACCGUUCAUCAUUAUUUAGUUCGUCUACAGUACAUCCAACAAAUAGUAAUCAACAUCAACAAUUACAAGAUUCGCAAUUAAAACUUAUUAAUCCAUCUUGGUUAACAAUUAAUUUUGAUAGUGCAUUUGGUGCUAAAACAAAUGUAUUCAAAAUACAACGUUUAGGAGUUAAACGAGGCGGACAAGUACAGGUAUCGGUCCAUGCACAAGCGUGUCCAGUUGUUUGUCGACAAGUAAUCGAUGCAUUGAUUAUAUUAGCUAAAAACUUUCCAGAAUAUUUUCUUCCAUUAACAAAUUCUGAACAGCAGCAAUUAGCUUUGCCAUCACAUACUACAUCAACAAUUGUUACUAAUGAUCAAACAAAAUCAUCAACUUCACCUGAAAAACAAGUUUCAACUAUUCAGCAAACAUCGACAGUCAAAUCUUUAUCUAAUCGAGAUAUCUCAUUCUGGGAAUUAUUAUUAAAAUUAGAUCAAACAUUUAGCAGUAGAAUAUCGUCGAAUCGUCAAUCAUCAAUAACUUCAUCAACAUUGUCUUCUUCUCAUACAUCAUCUACUCCCACGCAACGAAUAAUUUCAUCAAUUGCACAACGUCCUCCUUUACCCAUCUCAACUCCAAUAUCCAUAACUACAAAUGAAAAUGAUUUUGAAUCAUGUCCGUUAGCCGCACUCAUGUGUAUGUUAGAUCAUCCAAUAUUAAAUAAAAAUAAUCAAUUAAUGGAUAAAUUAUUUAAAUUAUUAUCAUUAAUUUCACAAAGUUUUUAUAUACAUAUAACAACAAAAAAAGAUAUUUCAUCAUCGAUACCACAAGCAACAUCAACACCAUUGCCAUCAAAUGCUGGUACUGAACAAAAUCCAUUAACGCAACUUCAACCACCCAUUGUUAAUGGACCAUUAACAGAAGUUGUAGAUGUGGCUCAAGUACCUGUCAGCGAUGAACCAAAUCCAACGCAACAACAACCAUCACAAUCUGCCCUAAUUAAUAAUAAAAUAAUUGUAUCAGAUGAUCAAGUCGUUUUAGGUAAACAACUCGAUCUUGUCAUCAAAGCAUUAAUAUCAAAAUCGUGUACAGAAGACGGUUUGGAAUUUGCAACAAUAUUAUUAUUAAAUGUUUCUAAGAUAAAUUUAGCAACAAGAGAAAAAGUUUUACAUUUAUUAUUAGAUGGUAUUCGUUUAUUGGGAAAAAAUGUUAGCAAAGAAAUAAGACAACUUCAUUGGGAAGUGCAAGAUUAUUUGUCAAAAAAUAAAUCAGUCGACGAUGAAAAGACGUCUGAACAACCACAGCACCAUACGUCUGAUGAAUCAUCUUCAUCCUCAAAUCUUUUUGAACGAUACAAUAAUAAUCGAAAUAUUACACAUAGUGGAUCAACGACAACGUUAAACGCGACAACUACUGCAUCGACCAAACAACACGAUUUACAAUUGCCUGCUAUGAUUAUGUUAACAUCCAAAACGGCUAAUCAACAGUUUUUAUUACGUAUAUUAAAAGUUAUUAUACAAUUACGUGAAGCAAGAAAAAAAGAUCAGUUGGAUCAACAACAUCAAUUUGAUCAAGAAAUUCAAGUAUUAACAAGACGUUUAGAUAAUUUAAGACAAUCAUUACGUAUAUUAUCAACUGCUAAUACAUCUACUGAAACACCAACAACAGAAAACAAUGUAGACACACUUGUACAUGAAACUCAACCAAUUGAUGAAUUAGGACAACGUUUAGAGCAUAUGCGUACACGUUUAACGACGUUUAUGAAUAAUUCAAAUUCACAGCAUCAAUCUAUCCUUCAAAAUCAUGAAACAAUUCAUGAUGUACAAGAUAUGAGACGUUUAUUAAGACAAUUAGAAAAUGUUGUGGAUGAAUUUAAUGCACCACUAUCGAAUGCAAUGACAUCACGUUUAAAUGCUGCAUUGAAUGAUAUACCAACCAAUGCCAUCUCAAUAACUAACCAAGCCUCUACUACAGAAACACAACAGCCAAGUACUACGACAACCACAACCGAUGCAAUGGAAAUUGGCGAUCAAAAUGAAUUAAGUGCAACAAAAAAAGCACAAUUACAACAAUCAAAAUUAAGUGAAUUAUUAAAUAUAAAUGAAUUGUGGGAUGCUUUAAGUGAUUGUCUGACGGCAUUAUCACAAUUACCCGAUCCACAUGCUGUACUUGUAUUACAACCGGCUGUUGAAGCAUUUUUUAUUGUACAUGCAACAGAUACCGAACGAGAAACAGAAAGAGAUGAUAAAAAGAAAAAGGAUCGUCAACCAAAUGAACCAAUGGCUCAUUUAGAAUGUUCGGGUCCAGCAGCAUCAAUGACUCAACCACUGGAUGAACCACAAUUACCUACCGUUCCAAUUGUUGAGUCUGAAGCAACUAACACUAUUUCAAAACCAGCGUUUGUUAGUCCUACUUUAGUCUUAAAAACACCACCACAACCAGCUGAAUUACCACCGGAUGCACAAAAAUUUCUUAAUUUUGCUCGUACACAUCGUACAGUAUUAAAUCAGAUAUUAAGACAAAGUACACAACAUUUAAGUGAAGGACCAUUUCAUAUCUUAACAGAUUAUACAAAUAUAUUAGAUUUUGAUGUUAAACGAAAAUAUUUUCGUCAUGAAUUAGAUCGUUUGAAAGAUAAUAUGCGUGGCGAAGAUUUAGCUGUACAUGUUCAACGACAACAUGUUUUCGAAGAUUCGUAUCGUGAAUUGAAUCGUCGCGCACCAGAAGAUUGGAAACAUCGCUUAUAUAUUGUAUUUGACAGUGAAGAAGGUCAAGAUGCUGGUGGUUUAUUGCGUGAAUGGUAUUCAAUAAUAGCUAAAGAAAUGUUCAAUCCCAAUUAUGCGUUGUUUAUGAUAAAUCCGGGUGAUCGUGUAACCUAUAUGCCAAAUCCAUUAUCACAUUGUAAUACAAAUCAUAUUAGUUAUUUUAAAUUUAUUGGACGUAUUAUUGCUAAAGCUAUUUUUGAUAACAAAUAUAUGGAUUGUUAUUUUACUCGAGCAUUUUAUAAACAUAUUCUUGGCAUACCCGUUCGUUAUACAGAUAUGGAAAGUGUUGAUUUACAAUUUUAUAAAAGUUUAGUCCUUCUAUUAGAAAAUGAUAUUAAUACACUUGGUCUGGAAUUAGCAUUUAGUUUAGAUGUUAGUGAAUUUGGUGUAAAUAAAACACAUGAAUUGAUACCAAACGGUUCAAAUAUAGUUGUGACAAAUGAAAAUAAACAUGAAUAUGUUCGAUUAGUGUGUCAAGAAAAAAUGAUUGGAUCCAUACGACAACAAAUAAAUGCAUUUUUAGACGGAUUUUAUUCAAUUAUACCAAAAAGUUUAAUAUCAAUAUUUAAUGAACAAGAAUUAGAACUAUUGAUAUCAGGUUUACCGGAUAUUGAUAUUGAAGAUUUGAAAGGAAAUACAGAGUAUCAUAAAUAUCGUCCAAAUUCGUUGCAGAUACAAUGGUUUUGGCGUGCAUUACGCUCAUUCGAUAAAGAAGAUUUAGCUAAAUUUUUACAAUUUGUUACUGGUACUUCAAAAGUGCCAUUACAAGGUUUUGCACAUUUGGAGGGUAUGAAUGGUCCACAAAAAUUUCAAAUUCAUCGUGAUGAUCGUUCAACCGAUCGUCUUCCAUCAGCACAUACAUGUUUUAAUCAACUUGAUCUUCCUGCAUAUGAAAGUUAUGAUAAACUUCGUGGCAUGUUAUUAAUGGCAAUACGUGAAUGUGCCGGAUUUGGUUUUGCUUAA